Molecule: messenger RNA, 249 nt
Organism: Pseudozyma hubeiensis SY62
Lineage: Eukaryota; Fungi; Basidiomycota; Ustilaginomycetes; Ustilaginales; Ustilaginaceae
Exons: 1
Coding region: 1-249 (82 amino acids)
Source: RefSeq, a predicted model, not a curated record
AUGCGCUGCUCGCCGUGUACGGCGGUGCGGAUUGAACAGCGAAUUCCGAACAAGAAAGGUUUCGGGCGAGGUAUCGCCGAAAUGUCAAAAAUCUUCUUUCGCCGUUCGAGCGACGAUCGUCCGGUUUCAAAUGAACGAGCUGAGCGGCACAACGAAAGGAUGCGCCGAAGAAGCUGCAAUGUGUGUUUGUGUGUGAAAGAGUCGGACAUUCAGAAGCGAAACGGUUGCGAUGCUGGGACGAGGGAUUGA